Staurois parvus is the source of this 310-nucleotide messenger RNA. NCBI's taxonomy places the organism in Eukaryota, Metazoa, Chordata, Amphibia, Anura, Ranidae. The record is from the annotation of a GenBank genome assembly.
AGAGGAGUGUGGAGGUAUGACAGUGAUCGGUAUGUACAGGAGAGGAGUGUGGAGGGUAUGACAGUGAUCAGUAUGUACAGGAGAGGAGUGUGGAGGGUAUGACAGUGAUCGGUAUGUACAGGAGAGGAGUGUGGGGGGUGUGACAGUGAUCGGUAUGUACAGGAGAGGAGUGUGGGGGUGUGUGACAGUGAUCGGUAUAUACAGGAGAGGAGUGUGGAGGUGUGACAGUGAUCGGUACGUACAGGAGAGGAGUGUGGGGGGUGUGACAGUGAUCGGUAUAUACAGGAGAGAGUGUGGGGGGGUAUGACAG